Molecule: messenger RNA, 1076 nt
Organism: Contarinia nasturtii (swede midge)
Lineage: Eukaryota; Metazoa; Arthropoda; Insecta; Diptera; Cecidomyiidae
Product: PRADC1-like protein
Exons: 2
Coding region: 214-816 (200 amino acids)
Source: RefSeq, a predicted model, not a curated record
UAUGACUGAAUAAAUUUUGUAUACAUCCAUCGUAUUUCUUAAAAUUCACAGUGAUUUUUUGAUCGAAAUUCGAACAAAUAAAUUAAGAAAUGAUAAAAUAUCAUUUGAUUGUGACUGAUUAGUGUAUAAAUAUACUUUUUGAUUUUAUUUUUAUGAACUCACAAUUGAUUUGAGUUUCUAUCGAAAUUUUUGUGUUUGCAGUGUACGAAUAGAAUGCAAACAAUGUUAAUUAAUUUAGUAGCAAUCUUGUUGUUAUUUUCAAAAUUGAUCUUCGCUGGCAUAAAUAACUUACACACAUAUGAUAACAUUAGAUCGCACGAUAUUUUCUUCGAAAUUCUGCAACCAGAAGAUUUGGAAUACACCUAUAGGUUGAAGCCAGCCAAAGAUUUUGGCGGAACAUUUACGGACGACACCUUCAAACAAAGGUCACGUAAUCUUUUGGUGUUUGCCGAGCCACGUGAAGCGUGCACAGCACUUGAAAAUCCACAUGAGCUGUCCGGUAAUAUUGCAUUGAUCGAACGUGGUGAAUGUACAUUUGUAAGGAAAACCAUUAUGGCAGAAGAAGCGGGAGCGAUUGGAGCAAUUAUUACCGAUACACGAAGUAAUUUCAAUGAAGACGUUUUCAUUGAGAUGGUUCACGAUAACACAUCGCGCAAUACGAAUAUACCGGCUGGAUAUUUAUUAGGUAGAAAUGGACGAAUGAUUAUUAGUACAUUGGAUCGAUAUGGUUUAGAUAGAGCUAUCAUUAAGUUACCAAUUAAUCUAACAUUUACACCACCUGAACUUAUAAAUUAUCCACCAUGGACCAUGGAAUAACGGAGCAAAAAAAGUGUUACCACCAACUUACAAGAAAGACACAUCGCUGUGAUUGGAAUGAAACUUAACAUCGUAAUAUCUACAUAACAUGAUAACAUUUAUCAACUUUAACAAUUUAUAGAAAACACAAUUACGGCAGAAAUGAUGCUAGUCAAUUAGAAUGAAACAAAGGUGUGUGCGUCAAUAUGAGCAAUUGUAAAAUAUAACAGUAAAGCAAUCUAAUGGUAUUAAAAUAAUUGUGUUGAAAUAAUGUUAAACCA